AUGUGUGCGCUUUGCGAUUGACCUGUCGAGCCUUGAAGGAGAAGGUAUAGGAGGCGUUCCUGAGCACUGCGUUUAGCGAGCUUGAGGUUGAUCUCGUUCUGCCGCAUCUCAAGGCUCUGGUUCAGAUAUCGAAGAAUGCGGAAUUCGCGUCAGCUGUACAGUGCUUGCAUUUUGCGCUUGACGAGGAGCCGUUUGGGGAGGUUCCUCAUGGCAGGAAGGGGGGUGGCUUGAGGAACGAAUUCGCUGAAAGAACUUAUGUGGAACGUGGCGUAGGCGUAGGCCUGCUGAUGGCUGCCAUGAGCAACAUGAAAAACCUGAAGGUUGUCAAGAUACAGCCGAUUCUUUGGAACUCGGCCAAGUCCCGAUUUAUGUCCUCAAAAUCCUCCACCUUGGAAGGCUCAACAACUCGACUGGCGUCCAUCGUUAUGUCUGCAAUCGUUCUGUCAGGUACAAGGCUCGACAAAUUCAUCUUCACCCGCCCUUAUGAAUCUGGCAACAAGCCGAGCGCGACGGUCGGCUGUCACGAAACCGUAUUCCAUAUGCCCCCGCAUCACAGGGCCUUGUUCAAAGAUUUGAAGGAAAUUGAUCUUGUAGCCGCACACCCUUCUAUGCUAUAUCAUCAGAUGCUGGACACGUUUUUUGCAUUCACUUCGGGUCCACGAGAGUCGCUCACGUCGCUGUCCAUCCGAAAAGAUGCACCUACAAUCGACGAUCUAGUCCUCGAUGCUUUAGGCACAGUGGUGUUUCCGCGAUUGAUUAGUUUCAAUCUGUCGGUCGCCUUGAUAAGAUAUGGCACCCCUUCAACACUCGAAAAAUUUUUCGCAAAGCACGGACAACUACAGUAUGUGCAACUGACAUACCUGGAUGUUGGCGCGACGGCAUGGCGCUCUAUCCUUGGGGGUUUGGAAGCUAAUUGCCGAGAACUGAUGGCUUUGCGGCUGGGAUGGCUCAGGCAGGACAACCAGCAGGUCGCUUUCGGGGACAGCUGAGUCUUCGAAAUCAAAAAAGGCGAGCAUGUGGGCGGUAGACUCCGCGAAGCUCAGCAAUGUUUGGUCCUCCUGCUUGACGACUCGGAUACAGAACCCGAAAAUGGGUAUGCCAAUAUCGCAGAAAUUCAGACUAUUAAGCGCCAUGGUAGCUUUGCGAUUUGGCGACGAUCUGGAAGAUGCGGCUGUACGGCACAGUCCGGUUAAGAUAAACAAGAGGUGCUUCAACCCCCGCCGUGUUCCACCUCCACGUGCCUCACG
Messenger RNA from Trematosphaeria pertusa, 1247 nucleotides. RefSeq lists its product as uncharacterized. The coding region runs from base 288 to 989 and encodes 233 amino acids. The record is from RefSeq and is a predicted model, not a curated record. The transcript is spliced from 3 exons. Lineage: Eukaryota; Fungi; Ascomycota; Dothideomycetes; Pleosporales; Trematosphaeriaceae.